AUGCCACGUCGUUUCUUCCUUCCACCAUCACCAUCACCAUCCACCCCACCGUCUCAAGCCACGACCGCCCGCGACAUCGACGACAACCACAACAACCACGCUGAUGACGACGACCACGCUGACGAUGCACGACGACAUGCAACGUUGUCAACAACGACCCCGCCAUUACAAGAGCCACACGACGUGGCAACGCCACGUCACACAGAUGGGAGGCGACGACAACAACACGGAAUGUCAAUGGACGUUCCGCCUCAACUGCAGCCCAGACGACGACACGACCCCACCGCCCACGAACGCCCGCCCACGACAACGACUGCCCACAAGCGCCCACGACACGACAACGAAUGCCCAUGCAUGACAACGAACACCCACGAGCGCAAUGCAAACGCCAACGCGAAGACGAACGAAACGGCAACCCACCCCCAUGGACGCCAAUACAGCCCACCACCCACGACCGACGAUGACGUGCGCCCACGCACAGAGGAUUCCGCUCGUGUCAACGGAAAUGGGCAACGACGAGCCCAGGUGAGCUCCCCUCCCUCCAUCAUUCCUCACCACCACCCUUCCAUCAUCCCCCCUCCCUCCCUUGUUUCUCCCCCUCCCAUUUCUCCCCCUCCCAUUGCUCCCCCCUCCAUCCAUUCCCACCUCACCCUUCACCACUCCCUCCCUUCACCACUCCCUCUCUCCUCCAUCACUCCUUCCCCCUCCCUCCCCCCUCACUCUCUACUACAUCCUCCCCCCUCCAUCACUUCCCCCUGUCUUCCCCCCUCCCUUAAAUAUUGA
Laccaria bicolor S238N-H82 is the source of this 783-nucleotide messenger RNA. RefSeq lists its product as uncharacterized. Lineage: Eukaryota; Fungi; Basidiomycota; Agaricomycetes; Agaricales; Hydnangiaceae. The transcript is spliced from 2 exons. The coding region runs from base 1 to 783 and encodes 260 amino acids. The record is from RefSeq and is a predicted model, not a curated record.